GUGUAUUUGGCUGGAUUCUGACUUCAGGCGGGUAAGUAGUGCUAACAGAAGACCAUUUAAGGACAGUCUUUGCUAAAUAAAUCCUCAGUGGCAGCUUUGAACCAAUCUGAAGGCAUUCUUUACCCUUUUACUUUCAUCAAACCGGUCUGUGCAGAGUGGAGAUUAACUUUAACUGGCUGUUUUCAAAUUUCAAACUGUGAGGAAUGUUUCCUGCCACUUUGUGUGUCCUCUUGCAGGGUUACGAACCUACCAUCUUGUACCCGAAGAGGCCAAACAAACCUCUGUUCCAGGGCCUGACCACACAGUGCCAGAAAAUGGAGAUCCCCUUCCUGACUGAGAUGCCUGAGGCUGAAGUGAUUGACGAGGCUUACAACCUGGUGAUUGAUGCCAUCUUUGGCUUCAGCUUUAAGGGGGCUGUGCGAGAGCCUUUUGGUUCCAUCCUAGACGUGCUGAAGAAGACGACAGCCCCCAUAGCCAGCAUCGACAUCCCCUCAGGUCAGUCCUCGCAUCCUCGGCACUUCUCAAGGAGAAGAAUCAGGAUUUUCACUAAAGAAAAAUGUACUUCCUACUGAAUUUGGAUCUUCUAGAA
Molecule: messenger RNA, 589 nt
Organism: Sander lucioperca (pikeperch)
Lineage: Eukaryota; Metazoa; Chordata; Actinopteri; Perciformes; Percidae
Product: NAD(P)H-hydrate epimerase-like
Exons: 2
Coding region: 204-572 (122 amino acids)
Cellular component (GO): mitochondrion
Molecular function (GO): NAD(P)HX epimerase activity
Source: RefSeq, a predicted model, not a curated record